CACCACCAAGGAUAUACUCCGGAUCUUGCCUAUUAACCCCCCCUACUCGGAAAAAGUCUUGCUCUCACUCAAGCAGCAAAAAUGGCUCACGCUUCGUCUCUAUUUCUUCCCGUGAAUUUUAACCCAAUAUCUCGAACAAAGCUCGGUAGGCGCCAUCAUAGAACAGGCAUCUCUGCCAUUCCGCCGCUCUCAACCGCCGCCGAUGUCACCGCCGUGGCUGGAGCGUUCGACGGCACCACAGUCGCCUUCAUCGGCGGAGGCUCCGUGGCCGCUCUGGCAGCCGCUCUCUCUCUUGCGAAUCCCGAGAGGCGGCGGCGGAUGCAGAGAGAAGAGGUCGGCGGCGGAGACAAGGAGGUAGUAAAGGAGUACUUCAACAAGGACGGGUUCCAGCGGUGGAAGAGGAUCUACGGCGUCUCCGAAGACGUGAACCGGGUCCAAUUGGACAUCCGGUUGGGACAUUCCAGAACCGUCGAGAAUGUCAUGAAGAUUUUGACGGAUGAGGGCUCUCUGAAGGGAGUAACCGUCUGCGACGCGGGAUGUGGGACCGGGUGUAUGUCCAUUCCAUUAGCUAAAGAAGGCGCCAUUGUAUCUGCAAGUGAUAUUUCAGCUGCUAUGGUUUCUGAAGCCCAGAAAAAGGCCAAAGAAGAGCUUUUGAAGGCCGGAAGGGAGGAUGAACACCCUACAGGGGUGACAUUGCCUAAAUUUGCAGUGAAGGAUUUGGAAAGUUUAGAGGGGAAGUAUGACACUGUGGUGUGCCUGGAUGUGUUGAUACACUACCCACAGAGCAAGGCGGAUGCUAUGAUAGCUCAUCUUGCGUCCUUGGCUGAGAACCGCUUGAUCCUGAGCUUUGCCCCGAAAACGUUUUAUUACGUUCUCUUGAAGAGAGUUGGAGAGUUUUUCCCCGGGCCUUCGAAGGCCACGAGGGCGUAUUUGCAUGCUGAGGCUGAUGUCGAGCGUGCUCUGGCAAAGGUUGGGUGGAAGAUAAGGACGAGAGAUUUAAUAACCACACAGUUUUAUUUUGCAAAGCUUGUUGAGGCCGUUCCUGCUUCUCAAUCAUGAUGACUUGUUUGACGAACAGACUGAGAUUAUAUCAUGAUUUACUCUCUCACUACUCUGUCACGCUGGAGUGGGGUGUGGGGGCGGUUGGACGCCCCUGGUUGGGCGUUCCUUGUUCUUUUAGGCUAAUAAUCACUUUCUUUUUUCCUUUCCUUUUUUUGCUCUGUCUUUGAUCUCAUGGUGAUUAAUUUGGCAUCAUCAAUUGUAGAUUUUAGACGCUUUUGUAAAUGGUGUAUUCAUAUUCAUAUGUUUGGGGUCACAUUAUGGUUCAGCUUUGACAAAUCGCAGUAAAACUUGUGUUGAAAAUCAAGAGCAGGCUGGUUU
Cuscuta campestris is the source of this 1380-nucleotide messenger RNA. NCBI's taxonomy places the organism in Eukaryota, Viridiplantae, Streptophyta, Magnoliopsida, Solanales, Convolvulaceae. The record is from the annotation of a GenBank genome assembly.